Cyclopterus lumpus (lumpfish) is the source of this 4603-nucleotide messenger RNA. Its product is annotated as calcium/calmodulin-dependent protein kinase type II subunit gamma-like. Gene Ontology annotation, cellular component: neuron projection; cytoplasm. Gene Ontology annotation, biological process: protein phosphorylation. The transcript is spliced from 23 exons. The record is from RefSeq and is a predicted model, not a curated record. NCBI's taxonomy places the organism in Eukaryota, Metazoa, Chordata, Actinopteri, Perciformes, Cyclopteridae. Gene Ontology annotation, molecular function: calmodulin binding; ATP binding; calcium/calmodulin-dependent protein kinase activity. Bases 166 to 2019 code for a protein of 617 amino acids.
CCCCUCCCUUUCCGUCUGUGCUCGCCUCUAUCCUCUUCAGCUUUGCCUGCCUGUCAGAUAGGUACUCCAGUGUUGGAGGCUAGGCUACCCUCCUCCCGGACCACAUACGAGAGCCAGCCGCCGUCGUACCCCAAGGCUUGGGCUCCCCCACUCACGGUUUCAACCAUGGCAACCACUGUGGUUACUUCCACCCGGUUUACCGACGAGUACCAGCUGUACGAGGAGCUCGGGAAGGGAGCUUUUUCAGUGGUGCGUAGGUGUGUAAAGAAGUCAUCAGGACAGGAAUAUGCUGCAAAAAUCAUCAACACUAAGAAGCUGUCUGCAAGAGACCAUCAGAAGCUUGAGAGAGAGGCUCGUAUCUGUCGUCUGCUGAAGCACCCCAACAUCGUGAGACUCCAUGACAGCAUUUCAGAGGAAGGCUUUCAUUACCUAGUCUUUGACCUGGUGACAGGAGGAGAACUUUUUGAAGACAUUGUAGCCAGGGAGUACUACAGUGAGGCUGAUGCCAGUCAUUGCAUUAGUCAGAUCUUGGAGAGUGUCAAUCAUAUCCACCAGCAUGAUAUUGUGCACAGAGACCUCAAGCCUGAGAACCUGUUGUUGGCCAGUAAGAUGAAGGGAGCUGCAGUGAAGCUGGCAGACUUUGGCCUUGCUAUUGAAGUGCAAGGAGACCAGCAGGCUUGGUUUGGGUUUGCGGGCACCCCUGGCUACCUGUCCCCCGAAGUCCUGAGGAAGGACCCCUACGGCAAGCCGGUGGACAUCUGGGCUUGCGGUGUUAUUCUCUAUAUCUUGUUAGUGGGAUAUCCUCCAUUCUGGGAUGAAGAUCAACACAAACUCUAUCAGCAGAUCAAAGCUGGGGCAUACGAUUUCCCGUCCCCUGAGUGGGACACAGUGACUCCAGAGGCGAAAAACCUGAUCAACCAGAUGUUGACCAUCAACCCAGCCAAGAGAAUCACUUCCGACCAGGCCCUCAAACACCCCUGGAUCUGCCACCGUUCUACAGUGGCGUCUAUGAUGCACAGACAGGAAACUGUCGAGUGUCUCCGCAAGUUCAACGCUCGUCGAAAACUCAAGGGAGCCAUUCUCACCACAAUGCUGGUGUCCAGAAACUUCUCAGUGGGCCGGCAGCAUACCAACUCUGCUGCUGCCGCCUCCUCCACGGCCUCACUGGCUCAGGAAGCAUGCAAGAGUUUACUCAACAAGAAAUCAGAUUCUGCUAAGCCUUCUACCAACAACAGUAAGAACAGUAUAGUGAGCGCCAUCAAUGCCAUGAAAGACACCAACAUGGCAACCAACGCCCAGAUGGAAUCUCAGAGCACAGUGGUGCACAACCCUCCUGACGGAGUCAAGGGAUCAACGGAGAGCAACACCACCAACGACGAGGAGGAAAUGAAAGCGGACAGUUCGGUGCUGAGUCAGAGCAGCGCCACAGAGGAGAUGCCCCCACUUCUGCCCUCACCUCAAAGCUCACCUGCCAUUCCACCGCAUGAAGUAAAGCGCAUGGCAUGGAACAGCACGGGCAACAGCUCCUGCCCUGACUCUGAGUUCUCACAGUCCUCCAUGCCUGCCGCUCCACUAGGGAGCAACGCUGUCGCUGCUAUCAGCAACACUAAGCAGACUCGUAAACAGGAGAUCAUCAAGAUCACGGAGCAGCUGAUUGAAGCGAUCAACAAUGGAGAUUUUGAUGCCUACACGAGGAUUUGUGAUCCUGGACUCACCUCUUUUGAACCCGAGGCCCUGGGCAACCUGGUGGAGGGCAUGGACUUUCACAAGUUUUACUUUGAAAACUUGCUAAGCAAGAACAGCAAGCCGGUGCACACCACUCUGCUCAACCCCCACGUGCACCUGAUCGGCGAGGAAGCCGCGUGCAUCGCCUACAUCCGGCUCACACAGUUUGUGGACACCACAGGCCGCCCUCGUUCCAGCCAAUCGGAGGAGACCAGGGUGUGGCAUCGCCGCGAGGGCAAGUGGCUCAACGUUCACUUCCAUUGCUCUGGAGCGCCUGCUGCACCACUACAGUGAUCAGUGGUCCCGAGCCUCCAGUCUACUGGAGUGUGUGUUUUGGGGGGCAGAUUUUUUCAGCGAGCGUGUUUUAAGAGGCACGUCCUCUGCGUGGAGUGGCUAGUGCCAGGAGCCCGGCCGGGCAAGAUCGCAUCCCUCUCCACGAUACCAACCAAUCCUGUCCCCCCUUUGACCUGCUGGGGGCCGGCUGAACACAAGACACCGCCCCCAUGGGAUGAUGCAUGCAUCUGGCGCCUGAUUGGAGGGCGAGUCUUUGCCCUCUAUCCCUCCCCAUGGCAGCCAUCUUUUUUCUGCCCGCGCGACAUGAGACGUCCUGCGUGAGGAGAGGAUUUACAGUUGAACUUGUGACAGUUUAUGAGUAUGAGUUAUGAAUAUGCUGUGUAAAUUAUGACUAGAUGUACCAGAAACCACCAAAACCCAACCAAGCAUUUAUAUUCACUAUCUAAUAAGGGAGGAACAGAAGGGAGUGUGAGGUUAGCAGCUGAGAGAUUUUGGACACAUGUUUUGGCAUUGUAGGGAUUACCGGGUAGAAAGUGUUGUGCUCGUUACCCGGACGUUGAUGUAAAGAUGAAGGGAGAUUUUCCCCGUCUGUAUUCUAGAGGGGGGGAGGGGGGAGUCAAGUCUGCUCAGUCAGAACUUGAAGACGAGAGAAACUUGAUAUCAAAAACAUGAAGCACCAAAGUGUAGAACUUUAGGCUUUUUAUGUGUUUUCGUUUGUGUGCUUGUUUUCCGAACCGAACGGAAACUUGUGUUGUUGGGGGGGGGCGGGUGUUUUAUUUGAGGUUCCCUGUUUUUGUUGUGUUUUUAACGUCUUUGUUCCUUUUUUGUGUUUCUGUGAAUGACCGAAGCUUUUUUUUUUUUUUUUUCUUUUGUGGGUCUGACUGAUCCUAUAUUCAAGGCUCCUUUUUAAAGCAACAGAGUUCAAAAAAAAAAAAGAGGGAUUUAAUUGUGCAAGUUUAAAGCUAACGUGUGAACCUGUUGUCUGUAUGCAGUGGAGGGAGAGAGCGGGGCAGGGAAGGCGUCUGCGUUUUGCAUGUUUUCCCCGCCCCCUCUCCCUCAUUCAUCCCUCCCCACCCUCUACUUUUUUCUCCCUCUUAAACAAUUCCCUCUUUUAACCCUCCCACUCCUUUUUCUCUGCUUUCUGCAAGGGCCUGGUUUGUUUAUAAUCACUGUGUAAAUACAGUGUAUGUAUAGAUAUAUGUAGAAAAGUGUAAUAUAUGUACAUGUAUCUAAGAGACACUCAUCCUGUGCAUCUGGGAACCACCCCAUGACCUCUGUGACCCCCAAUCUAGUUUAGGUUUUACUCAACAAUUUUACAUUUUUCUUUUAAUUCUUCCUUUUAAAAUAUCGGUAGCUCUCCAUCAUUGACGGGAAAAAAACAUGAAUAAACACUCGUGCGGGCUUCCAGAUUGAGUCCCGUGGCCGUGAGACUGUUUUUAGAGACGGGGAAAAUAAAAUAAACAGGUUGAAAAAUAGUUUUACCCCUUUUUUUUUUUUUUUUCUUAAAGAAUCGUUUUUAAACAUGAAGACCUUCAUCGUAGUGUUCUUAACUCCUGAUCCCACAAUGCUGUGAGCCGUCUCUAUAUCAUAUGCGCGCACACGCACACACACACACGCGCGCACGCCUGGUGGUGUGUUUAGGCUUUUGUAACAUAUCUGCACCACUGCUGUGUGACCAAGGUGCCACCCUCGCUGUGCUGCUUAAUUGUUUCCAUCCAUUCGCGACAGUCGUAUCUUAAACCCCGCCCCCUCACUCCGAUAUCGCCCCCCCCCACCCCCCCCCCUGUGUACCAACCCGCUCUUGAGAUGUUUAUUUGUACCUCUCUCUGUUGUUGCUCGUUACUGGUUUGAGUUUUUUCGUUGUCGUCGCUGUUGCUGUUAACUUGUCGUUUGGUAAUUUGCCGAUCUGCCAAGCUGGAGUUCUGCACUCUCCCUCGUACACAGGAAAAAAAAAUUAAUAAAAAAAGGGAAAAGAGGGAGGAAGUAAAGACAACACACAUUACAGAUUGAGUGAUCAAGACUAAAUUAUUCAUAAAGGUAAUCUACCCAAGAAGGGUAUAAAUCGUGCCUGCUCAGUUGAGAGGAGUUUUGAAUGAGUUGGUUUGUGGGACCUCCACUGGGGAACCAGAGCGGGAGACCUAGUUAUAUGCAUGUUUCAGUUACACAUUUCUACCAUGUACCUACCUGAAUAAGGAUGGAGCCUAGUGUUAAUAUAUGAUAUUUGCAUCUUUUGAAUUAAGAAUAUCCUCCAUCCAGAAUGUUGAAUAGGUGACAUAAAAACUAUAUUUAAAAUACCGCAAAAAAAAAAAAAAAAAAAAGGAGCCGUAGCUUGGUAUGAGGCCCUCGAUGUUAGCGUUUUCCCUGCGUUGUAAUGAUAUAUUAUUGGGCUGCGCUUUCUCCCCCAGCCUUCACGUGGAUGCUGGAGUUUUUUUGCAUGAUCAUGAUGUACAAUGAAAUACAACCAUGAAUUGACGACUAUCAAGUGUUUGUCUGAGUGUUAGUUGGUCUUCAUCAUAGCUUUGUUAUUCUUCAAAAAAUUGGAUCUUAAAAAGUAUUUAAUAAAAAUACUAUUUCAGCACUGGUU